UAUAAAACACGUUUCAAGUCCGUGUUUUUUUCUCUCUCAUUCCCUCUCCAGGCUUUGCUGCAUAGACAGUCACUCGAACUCAAAAGAGAAACUUUCCGGUGUUUGUAGCACACUAAUUUCUCGUCCGAGCGUCGCAAUCGCCGUCGAUUUCUCCUACAUAGCGCCCGGGACACGAGCCGCUGAAGAAUCCAGGCGAAACGGUAUCGUUCCGUGUAGUUUUGGGGGCGAUUUGAGGCGAAAUCUGUCUGAGCAAUCUGGUCUCUGGUCUGGGUUUUGAGGCGUGGGAAAUUAGGGUUUGUUGGAUUUUUGGGGUACAAGCUGGCUAUGGACUACGAGCCUUUCGAUAGCAGUGGAACUGAUGAUGAUCUUCCUCCACCACAUCAAAAUAGAAUCCCCAGAGGAGGGCGUGUCGCUGGGAAUGGAAGAUCCGCUGUUGUAGGUUCCAUCCCAUACUCUAGAAUGUAUGGUGAAACUGAUAUGGAGACCCAAAUUCACCAACUAGAGCAAGAAGCAUAUAGUUCAGUUUUAAGAGCCUUCAAAGCUCAAGCUGAUGCCAUUACUUGGGAGAAGGAAAGUUUAAUAACAGAACUUAGAAAAGAGUUAAGAUUAUCAAAUGAGGAACACAGAGAGCUUCUUGGCAGGGUUAAUGCAGAUGAUGUCAUCCGUAGGAUAAGGGAGUGGAGACAGGCAGGCGGGCUCCAACCUGGCAUGCUCACUACUGGUCAAGCUGUGCAUGAUCCCAUACCUAGUCCCACCGUCUCAGCUUCUCGCAAGAAACAGAAAAUAACCCAGUCAAUACCUUCUCAAUCCUUUGGUGGGCCAUCUCAAUCUUUUCACCCACAAGCAAUAGCUGCAUCCAACCAGCCAUCUUCAUCAGCUGCAAAACGAGGACCUAUUUUAGGACCCAAGGGAAAGAAGCAUAAAUCUGUAUUGCCUGGGGCAUCUUCAAUGAAGUCCAUGCAGUAUGCUUCCUCAGGUCCAACUGGAAGAGGUCAAGUUGCUAAUCGGGGAGUGAAUGAGCCUGCUGAAGCAGCAACAUUUGAUCCAUUGAUUGGGAGGAAAGUGAGGACCAGGUGGCCUGAUGAUAACAACUUUUAUGAAGCUGUUAUAACUGAUUACAAUCCAGUUGAGGGACGGCAUGCUCUGGUAUACGAUAUGGGUUCAGCAAAUGAGACAUGGGAAUGGGUUAAUCUUUCAGAGAUUUCUCCAGAGGAUAUACAGUGGGAUGGUGAGGACCCUGGAAUCUCUCGUAGAGGAGGUUAUGAUGGAUCAGGUCAUGGGAUGAAUAGAGCUGUAGGUCGUGAUAGUGUUCAGGGUGCAGGUAGAGGUAGAGGGCUCCCAAAGGGGCAGUCUAAAAAAGAUUUUCUGCCAUCACAGAAUGGCAUUGGGAAGAAGGCACCAGAUGAUAUUCAAAUACUUCAUACAGACACUCUAAUUAAGGAGGUGGAGAGGGUCUUUACUGCAAAUCAUCCGGACCCUCUUGAGAUUGACAAAGCAAAGAAAGUGCUGAAGGAGCAUGAACAAGCAUUACUUGAUGCAAUUGGGAGGCUUGCAGAUAUUUCUGAUGGCGAAAGCGGUACAAAUAUUCACAUCUCUUCUCCUCUUUUUCUUUUAUCUUGCUUCAGUUGAUUAUUCAAAGCUAGCAUUGCCCCAUUGUGGCUGUGACAAAUAGUUUGGCAUUUAGAGUUCCAUUGAAAUUGAAGGGAUAUAUUUGAUUUCCAGUCUCAGUGGAUGACAAAUUGCAUCCACUAGAAUGGAGGCAUAGCUGAAAACGGAGCUGCACAUCAGUUUCUGGCAUUUGAUAGUGCUCUGGAAGCACUCAUAUCAAAUGCAACAGAAAGAAAAAUCAACCUAUUUUAAACACCCCACCCACCAUAAAAAAAAAAAAAAAGAAAGAAAGAAAAAAAGAAAAAAAGCACACACACACAUGUACUACUAUUAUUAUCAUCUGGAAGCUCGAAUAGGUUAUUAUUUUCUAUCUUCAAAUUUCUGACAUUAUUUUCACCAAAUGAAUAAUCCUUUGCUCCUAUUUCUGUGCUAGUAGAAUCUAAAUUCCGGUUGCCAUAUGCUUUGUAUCUUUGUUGACAUAUGCCAACCAUUAGCAUGGUAGUAGUUGGCAUGGAAGUACUCGUCUCCCAGCUAAUCUUUUUCAGUUCCUCCCUUCCCUUUCUUUCCUUUUUUUCUGAUGUCUAUGUUGGCCCUUUCCUUGAGGCAGAUGAAGGUGGCCAUCAGUUCUCCCAUGGGCACUCAAUGGACCGAGAAUGACCGGAGGACCUGGCAUGUCAUAUGAUGAGAAGAUCCAACAUAGGCAUAGACUCUGGCGAUAAACUGGUUGCAGAAGGAUAUGUAAAUGGCAAUGACCCGUAAGAUGUUGAAGAGAUUAUCAAAACUGAUUUUUCUCCUAUAAUGCCAGUCCUCAGAUGAGAUGAUUUUUGUCGACAUGAAAUAAUAAUUCUGGGCUUGGGUCUUUGAGUUAACUGGGGCGGUUAGUUUAUCGGCUAACAGUAUAAUCAGUUUGAGGUAAAAGGCUGAUGCUUGUGUAAAAUUAUUGUAGUGAUUUAACAUGUGAUCCUGUAAAAUAUUCUUGGCCUUUUUAUUGGAUUUCCCAUGUUGCAGAUUGUUGCUGAUUAUUAGUGUGAUUCUGUAAAAGAUUUUUGGCCUUAAAAAGGGAUGUCUUUUGACUCUU
Messenger RNA from Vitis vinifera (wine grape), 2686 nucleotides. RefSeq names its product protein EMSY-LIKE 3. Gene Ontology annotation, cellular component: nucleus. NCBI's taxonomy places the organism in Eukaryota, Viridiplantae, Streptophyta, Magnoliopsida, Vitales, Vitaceae. Gene Ontology annotation, biological process: defense response to fungus. The transcript is spliced from 9 exons. The record is from RefSeq and is a predicted model, not a curated record. The coding region runs from base 325 to 1629 and encodes 434 amino acids.